GGAAAUCAUAUGAGUGAACUCACGCGGCGGAUUAACAAAUGAAUAUGAGAGUGAUGUUCGCAGUGAUGAACACAACUUAAGCAGUAGUGUAAAUAAGGCCUGAAAAAAUUCACCUGUCUUCAAGAGCUUUCAAGCAUGAUAAAAGGCACAAGUCAUCAAUUCUCCACAAUGCGGUGUUUGGGUUUAUUACUUUGGAUUUUUAGCAUCGCAACUCUGGCAAAUGGUAUGUUGAUGAUUUUGCUAAUAAAGACCCCAUCCCAUUGCAAGUGACUCUCGGAGAUCCUUUGAAAAUUGAUUGCCCACCACAUGGUGGAAGUUAUGGUGCUUCAUAUACCUGGGCAAAUAAAGACAACAUUCAGCUUAACAGAGCUGAACAUAUAGCGAUAACCCCAGUUGGUACACUGCAUAUCAUGUUUCUAACUCAAGCUGAUGUGGACAAAAUCUCAGAAUUAAAGGGAAUUGCUUGUACCAUUGUUGCAGCAAAUUCUAUCUUCGAAUCUGGCCUUGUGACUUUGGAUCCUCAAGCUGGAUCUGUGCAAGAAAAAGCACCUUCCUGGGAACCAUCUUCAUUGUCAAAAAGUUCGGAGAUAGCUGUUGAGGGAAGAAACAAAACUCUUUACUGUCUGGCCCUUGGAAGGCCUGCCCCAAAGAUAACCUGGAAGAAAAAUGGUCAGCAAAUUAUAAAUGGGGAAAAUAACUACGACAUUCCAGACCUGUUCUUUGGACGACAAUUGACCAUCAUGGAUGUAAAGAAAGACAAACACGAAUCUCCACAGUACUCAUGUGAGGCAGAGAAUAAAAUGAACAGUGGGAAUCCUUUGAAACACAACAUAGAGCUGCAAGUUCAAGCUGCUCCACGUUGGCGUCUCAAAGCUCCUGCAGAGAAGUUAGAGGUGGAUAUUCAAGGAAACGGGACGUUGCUUUGUGAUGUAUAUGCUGAUCCUGUGCCAUCUUUCUCAUGGUAUAAAGAUGGAACAAGGAUUGUGUCAUCAAAUACUAAUGUCAAAAUAGAAAAUGACAAGUUGAGGAUUGAAAAUGCUCGAAUGCAGGAAGAUGGUGUUUACCAGUGUGUUGCAGAAAACGUCCAUGGUAUGAUUGUGUCAUCUACUUGGAUUUAUAUCCGCGCUAAAAAACCAACGUUUGACCCAACUAGUGGUCCGUUUUACCUGUUCAAGAAUAGUCAAGGCGUUCUUAAAUGCGAACCAGAAGCAGCGCCUCCUCCAACCUUCGAGUGGUACAGGAAGGGUUCGAAGAUCACAACAGGCGGGCGCUACACAGUUCAGAAGGAUGGCGUCUUGUUGAUCAAUGAUGUUACUGACGAUGAUGCAGGCGAUUAUCGUUGUGUAGCCGAGAACUUCUUGGAUAAGGCUGAAUAUAAUGGAGUAGCGACUGUUUAUGAAAGAACAAGAAUUACAGUUCGACCGGAGGACAAGAUUGUUCCGGAACGCGUCAAUAUCGACCUUCGUUGCCGCGCAGAGUUCGAUAAAAGACUGGAACUAAAGUACUACUGGAAGAGAGAUGAUGCAAUUAUUAAAUUCAACUCCAAGAUGGAAUGGCUGGAAGGAGAAAACGUUUUAAAAAUCUCCGAUAUAAGUGUUAACGAUGCUGGCGUUUACACCUUUCCAUUUCCUCCAACCAACCUCGAAAUAAAUGAGGAAACGUGCAUCAAUCGGACAACAGUACUCAAAUGGACAACCGCCGCUUCAAAUGAUGCUCCCAUUCUACACUUCCUGAUUGAACAGGAAUCAAAUCAUGAACCAGAUGUGUUCACUUUCCUCCACAAUGUAACAAAUCCUAAUGCAACAUCUGUCGUGCUUAACCUUACUGGCUGGUCGACCUUGCGCUUCCGCAUGAGAGCUGUGAACAGCUUUGGCCCAAGUCGCCCUAGUUUACCCACAGGGGCUGGAAUUUGUAGAACAUCUCAGUCAGCUCCAGAGAAAUUCCCAGAGAACUUGCGUGGAGUACCAAAGAGGGCUGGUGAACUUGAUAUUGCUUGGACGCCUAUGCCAAAGGUCUAUUGGAGCGGUCCUGGGUUUUACUAUAUAUUGGAGUACAGAAAAGUCGUAGAACCGGCGAGUGAAGAUUCUCCUGAUCAAUGGAAAAACGUCAGACUGCCUGAUCAAGCUUCAACCUUUAAAGUCGACAAUCCUGGGUACUAUGAGCUUUGGGAGUUUAGAAUUCGCGCCGGAAACAACUUGGGCCCAGGACCCUUCAGCGCCAUCGAACAAUCCCGUUCUGGCCAAGAUCCACCUGAAGGACAACCAAAGAACGUAGCGGUGCAGAUUGUACAGGCACGCAGUGCGAAGCUUUCAUGGGAGCCUGUUGCUGCCCCGUCCAGAGGAAGUGUCGAUGGAUAUAGGAUUUUUUACUGGGGCACAAGCCUCCUGGCAAAUGCAAGGAGAAGGAGACGAGCCAUUCCAAGCUAUGCGAACUCUACUGAUGUCAAGGGGCGAACAACUUCUGAAACGACAGUUUUCGACCUGAAACCCUACACCUCGUACACAAUGGCAAUCAAAGCUUUUAACAGCGGAGGGGAGGGCCCAGCGAGUGAUGAAAUAGAUCUUGCAACACUGCAGGAUGUUCCUGGACGCCCGGCAGAUGUGAAAGUGUUCGCAUUUGCGUUGUAUAUCCUGAUCACGUGGAAACCACCUACAGAACCUAAUGGAAUCAUUACAAAUUACCAAGCGGGAUCUGCUAAGUACACUGGUUCAGAGCCUAAGGAUACUCCAGUGGAGAUGACACAGUUAGCAGCGUCGAAGAGGAGGCACCUUAUUGGACAACAAGAAGAACUGACAAACUAUGUUGUCGAAAUACAAGCCAAGACCGAACCGGGUUACGGUGAAAGUGUAAGAAUAGCCACAAGAACAGUCAAAAUUUCUCCACCGGCCAAACACAAUGCUCCCACGGUUGAACCAACAGGAAUCGACAAAGUCAGGGUUAUUUGCGAGAUCGCUGUUGGUGGAGGAUAUACACAUGAAUUCCUGGUUCAGUACCGACAGAAAUUGGAGGGUGAAGAGUUUGUGAACUCAUCUUGGAUUGAUUACUUGGGUGGCGACUUGGAUCUGGAGAUUGGUAAUCUGGAGUCUGCCUUGUACCAGUUUAGGACCAUCGGCAGAAAUGAUCAGGGAGAAAGUCCGCCGAGUGACAUCACUGAAGCCAGACCCAUCCCGGGAAUUGUGGCUGGCAAGAGAUCAACUACUCCUAUACACCAGAGCGCAUGGUUUAUUGCCUUGUUGGUUCUUAUCGCCAUUCUCCUCAUUGUGCUGCUUAUAUUUGUCCUUUACACCCGUCGCCGUGGAUCAAAAUACCCAGUUGGUAAACGCGAGAAGAAACGAGCCGCUCAUCUCAUCGACCGGGAAUCAUUCGAUGAAGAAGAAGGUCCUUACCAACACCAAGGGGAUGAAAAUCCCCCACCCUACCAGAGUCAGGGCUCAUUGGAUAAACGGGAUAGUGACCGGGAUAGCCUGGACGACUACGGCGAGGGACCACAGUUCAACGAAGAUGGGUCCUUUAUAGAGGAAUAUGGGGACGAGAAAAAACCACCAGCGGACGAGAAAGACCAGUCUGCAUUUGCGACAUUCGUUUGAGGACAUUUCUGUAGUGUACCAGUGUUGUUUGGUGAUCCCAAAAAGUAAGCUGGGUACAGUUUGUCGAUCAUGAUCUUUGAAAGCUUAAGACUGCUGACUCAGUAGUUAAAGAAAACGCUUAGUUAAAAGGACGAAUUGUGGCUCGUCCCCAAUCGUAAAUGGCUGUUCUGAUAGAAGACAUUCAACCAGUCUUAGGGUAACUACUAAUGCGACGGCGAUUCUUAGCACCCUUUUUUUUUUGUAAAAGACGUUUUAGAUGACGUAACCCUUUAACUCCCAAACUCUGAUCGUUAAUUCUCUCCUUUAGCUUCCAAAAAAUUUCCUUUUAAAUAAGUUACGAGAAUUUAAUGUUUGGGAGUUUAAGGGUUAAACGUCUCAGGUGUGAAAACAGUCAGAGCCAUUAACGGAAUAUUUGGCGACUUUAAACUUAUCAAUUUUGUUGUUUUCAAUGAAUUUGAGUUUCUAAAACGAAUUGUUAAAAAAUCAGUGUCGUUAGUUACAAUUUCAAAUUAACUCCAGAAAGCUCUCUGAGAAAAGAAAUUAGUGGUGAUACGUGGCAGUACGUCGCAAACUGAAUGCUUAUCAUUUGCUUGUAAGCAGAACAUAACUGCCAAAGAGGCUGUAUGUUAUUACCGUAAUUAAGUGUUCUAAUAAGAGCUGUUAGAAAUUCGACCUCGUUUGAGGACGGUAAAUGAAUAUUCGAAUCGUAUUUUAUUUUGCUUUAAGUUUCGAAGAUGCGCUCAAGGUGUGUCAAAGAACAACGGGCAACCGUGAAAUGACGCGAAGGAAAAGCUGCGUUAGCCCGUCCAUCGUAUCUAGACUGCAUUUGUUUUAGUUCUUUAUUGCGAAUCGCCGGUCGCCAGUCUGAUAGCAGGAAAAACAGGAAGAGGUGUUUCUUCCAAGAGAAGUCCAGCUAGGUUAAAGUUUUGUUCAAUUUGUUUUCACACGUUAAGAAGCAGCGGGCAAAAGUCAGCAUAUUUAUUCUAAUUAUUGAAAGUGAUAGAGUGUAAAUUGAAGCCAAAAGUCGUAGUUAGUCGUACUGUCGAAUGCUCUGUGCAUUGUUAAGUCAGUUGUAAAGAAGUUAGGUUGAUCUUGGACUGUAAUUUUGUUUGUUUCGGUGACGCAUUUGAGGGGUUUCGUUUCAAUUUUUUUUCUUGGUAGGGUGGCGGUUUAUAUUCAUUUUUUUUUUUAUUCAUUCAAUGCGUACCUUUUGCUAUUAAAAGUACCUUCUUGUAAAGUUUGAUUUCUUCCUUUUUAUUCACGACGAAGCAAUGUAUGAUGGAAAAUCACAGUGUUUUUAUACUGAUCAACCUGCACGUCAUGAAUUUCUUAUUUCCUUUUGGAGCGUGUCUUGGUUUCACUCAACUUAGUAGUAUCCAGCAGAGUUAAUAGAUAACAUUAAAGAAGUAUCAUUUCAUUUCACCGCCAUCUACCAGCGUACGUUAGACCACUGUGAUAAAGUUACAUAUCUUGUGGUUAGAUAAAUAACCUAACAUUGUCGUUUAUUUCUGAUCCUCAAUUUUAAGUUGCGGUUCUUCUAUUAUUUUUGAGUUUUUACGAUGUCAUCGAGCAGAUUUCACCGGAAAGUAGCAGCAUUCUGGGAAUGUAUUUCCCGUCCCAGUCAACCCUCACCCCCUCCUCCCCCAGACUUUAAAACGUUCCCGUCAAGGAAAAACGUUUUUGAAAUAAAAAAACGCCCCAUCCUCCCGUUGUCGAAAAGUUGCUGUUACUUGAAGGUGUUCAUACUCUGGUUAUUUAAUAAGGGAUGUAAAUGUUCUUUUAAAAAUAGGGAACUGUUGUUUUAUAGAAAUAAAGUUGUUUGAGCUUGUA
Pocillopora damicornis (cauliflower coral) is the source of this 5417-nucleotide messenger RNA. RefSeq names its product fibronectin type III domain-containing protein. Gene Ontology annotation, biological process: cell-cell adhesion. Gene Ontology annotation, molecular function: protein binding. Lineage: Eukaryota; Metazoa; Cnidaria; Anthozoa; Scleractinia; Pocilloporidae. The record is from RefSeq and is a predicted model, not a curated record.